Molecule: messenger RNA, 2507 nt
Organism: Blepharisma stoltei
Lineage: Eukaryota; Ciliophora; Heterotrichea; Heterotrichida; Blepharismidae
Source: the annotation of a GenBank genome assembly
AUGGCUUCAGUUUUUUCUGAAAUAGACAGGAGAACCAACAAAUCUUCACUUUUUUGGCAUCACUCUGAAUCCAACCCAAUGCUUGAUAUUGAUCAAAAUAAACUAUAUGAAGGUGUUCUGAAGAUCCCAAUUCCAAACUCUUUAUGGAAAGAAAGAAAAUUUGUCCUUACAAAGUCCUCGAUUUAUUACUAUGAAGAAGGGGGUAACUUAUCCCAACUAAGAUCUUGCAUUUCUUGGAAGCAUGCUGAGUCGUUUUAUGAAAAAUGCUCACUCCCCCCCUUUUAAAUUGGAACAAAAAAUUUUGUUCCAAUUUAAACGAGGAUUAAGAAAAAUUUUUUUUAUAAAAAAACUUAUCUAAAAAUUUCAUAAAGGAACUACUGUUGGAGGAUGCACUAGAUUUUAGCUUAACAGAGAUCGUGCUCUGUAGUUGGAGAUUUGAAGAGUUGAUUGGAAAAAAAAUACAAGCAUUGUGCUGGAAUAAUUAGUGAUGGAAUCAAAAGGGUUUGUAAGUGAAGUUGUUAAAAUAAGAGGCAAAUUGACCCCUUUGUGGGGUGAUAACCAUUAAUUAAAUCUUAAAUCUAAAAAUUUCAAAAAUUUAGCGAAUUAGAUUAAUAAACUUAUUUAAUAAAAUGCUAUUUACUCUUUAUCCUUUAAAGCAAAGCAAGAUAUAACUAAAUUUUUCAUUAUUAGUUAAUAUGCCUCAAUUAGUUGGUAUCAAAACUAUCGAUAAAAAAAAAUUAAAAAAAAUUUUUAGAAAAUUUAUCGUUGAAUUUUGGAAAUUUUACCCACAUUUUGUUCCAAUUUUAAAAGGGGGGGAGUCAGACGAAAUGAGAUAUGGCUUUAGAAUUUCCCAAAACAGAUCCUCUCAGGAUUUUUAUACAAAAAAUACUGACGAGCUGGACAUUUGAAUGGGAUUUUUAUCAAAAGUCUGUAUAAUGAGCGAUUUAGAUGACAACUAUGAAAUUAUUAAAGAGUUAGGGAAAGGGAAAUACGCAGAAGUUUCUUUAGCUAAGGAUUUAGAUACAAAUGAAGAGGUUGCAAUCAAAUCUAUUUCAAAAGAAUUGAUAAAAGAAAGCUCUCGAGGAGUUUCUGGAGUUGUUAAUGAAAUCGAUAUUAUGAGGAAAAUAAAGCAUCCUAAUGUUAUUGGCCUACAGAAAGUUUUUGAAAGUGAGUCUCAUGUGCAUUUAAUAGUGGAUUACAUCCCUGGAGGUGACCUUUUUCAAAGGAUACUUGAAAAAGGCCCUUUUUCUUUAAAAAUGGCUGAGAAAUUUAUAAAGAAUUUGCUGUCAGUUUUGGAUUAUAUUCACUCGAUGAAUAUAAUACAUCGAGAUAUCAAACCUGAAAACAUAUUCCUCUAUAAUAUAAGCUGAAUAUGAAUUGUAUAAUAUUCUGUAAAAAUGAUAGAAAUUUUGUAUUUAAUACUCACUUGCAGUUUAUUUAUAUUUAGUAUAAUUAUGAAAACCCACGAAAAUGACUUUGAUUUCAAGCUAUCUGACUUCGGUUUAGCAUCUGAUUCUACAGAACCUCAAACCUUAAGAUGUGGAUCACUCGGAUACGUAGCUCCAGAGAUCUUAAGAAAAGAACCAUACACUAAAAAAGUCGAUGUUUUCUCAGCAGGAAUAAUUCUUUUCAUUAUUUUGACAGGCCAAGAUCCUUUUCCAAGCAAAGACGCCAACGAUAAGCUAAAACGAAACAAAAAAGGGGUUUUGUAUUUCCAAGAAAAAUAUUGGAAAACGAUCCCAAAAAUUGCCAUCGAUUUAUUAAGAAAAUUAACCGAAAAUGAUCCUGAAGCAAGAUAUAAUGCUAACUCCCCCCCUCCGUGAGUGAACAAAAAAAUUUUGUUCACUCACGGAGGGGAUUCAUUUUUUUUGUUUUUAAAAAAUUUAUAUAUAAAAAUUUUAUUUUUUUUCGAAAUUUGAAAAAUCCUAAUUCGAAAAAAAAUUGGAAAGCAAAUAUUAAUUUAAAUUAUAAAAUUUAUGUUUUAAAAAGUAAUUUGUUUAAAAUUAAACAGAAUUAGCUAUAGAUUUCAUUAUAAUAAUUAUCACUUAUAUAUCAAAAUUUUUUUCCAUAAAAAAGUUUUGUAUUAAAAAAUUUUUGUUCACUCACAGAGGUGGGUUUUUUUGGGCAAAAAAUAGCGAUUUUUCUAAUGGUUUUGUUCACUCACGGAGGGGGGGAGUAAGCAAGCUUUGCAGCAUCCUUGGCUUAACCCAGGUAGGAAUUUAUUCGAAAAUGACGAAAUUAAUUGCUCAAAAAAAGUGGCAGAGCGACUAAGCUUUGGGGAUUCAAGUAAAAAAGAAAUGAAAAGGCCGUCAUCUGUAGCACCAGAUCUGAAAAGUGAGUAUUUUAAAAUAAGAAUCAAACAAGGAAAACACUUCACAGUGCAGCAGCCUCAUUGUAUCAGUAGAAGGAAUAGUCCUAAAAAGCUGAGGGAGGCGAUUUUAGCAAAUCCAGGAUAUGAUCAUGUGGCUUCUAAAAAGCAGAUUGGAAACUCUAAUGGCUUAUUAUAA